This is a messenger RNA of Cynocephalus volans (Philippine flying lemur), 2046 nucleotides long. RefSeq names its product intraflagellar transport protein 74 homolog. Gene Ontology annotation, biological process: intraciliary transport involved in cilium assembly; cilium assembly. Gene Ontology annotation, molecular function: beta-tubulin binding. The transcript has 2 exons. The coding region runs from base 122 to 1939 and encodes 605 amino acids. The record is from RefSeq and is a predicted model, not a curated record. Gene Ontology annotation, cellular component: intraciliary transport particle B; cilium; centrosome. NCBI's taxonomy places the organism in Eukaryota, Metazoa, Chordata, Mammalia, Dermoptera, Cynocephalidae.
GAUGUGUGCUGCUGGUUUGUGGGUUCCGUUGUAGUGGCGGCGUCGGAAAGAGGUUCGAGCGCGCCCGAGUCGUGCGACAGCCCUCCUUCCGCGCCGGUGGAGUGGUUGAAGUUAAUAAACAAUGGCCAGUAACCAGAAACCUUCAGCAGCUCGCCCUGUUUCACGAAGUGGAAUUGGGCUGACAGGAAGGCCUCCUUCUGGAAUACGACCCCCAUCAGGAAAUAUAAGAGUGGCAACUGGAAUGCCACCUGGGACAGCAAGACCAGGUUCUCGUGGUGGUCCUAUAGGGACUGGUGGAGUUCUGUCUUCUCAAAUCAAAGUCGCUGAUCGUCCUGUAACACAACAAGGUUUGAGUGGAAUGAAAACUGGGAUGAAAGGUCCCCAGAGGCAAAUUUUAGACAAAUCUUAUUAUCUUGGGCUUCUUAGAAGUAAAAUAAGUGAACUUACAACUGAAAUUAAUAAACUUCAGAAAGAAAUAGAAAUGUACAAUCAAGAGAAUUCUGUGUAUUUAUCAUACGAAAAGAGGGCUGAGACGUUAGCCAUUGAAAUCAAAGAGUUUCAAGGACAACUAGCAGACUACAACAUGCUGGUAGAUAAACUUAAUACCAAUACUGAAAUGGAAGAAGUAAUGAAUGAUUAUAACAUGCUCAAAGCUCAAAAUGAUAGAGAAACACAAAGUAUGGAUAUCAUAUUUACUGAAAGACAAGCGAAAGAAAACCAAAUUAGAAGUGUCGAAGAAGAAAUUGAACAGGAAAAACAAGCAGCAGAGAGCAUUAUCAAAAAUAUGUCUUCCGAAAAACAAGUCGAGUAUAUAGAGAUGAAAACCACAAAUGAGAAAUUGUUGCAGGAAUUAGACACACUUCAGCAACAACUAGAUUCACUGAACAUGAAAAAAGAGAGCCUGGAAACUGAAAUAGCACACUCCCAAGUAAAACAGGAGGCUGUAUUGCUGCAUGAAAAACUUGAUGAGUUGGAGUCCCAUCGAGAUCAAAUGAUUGCAGAAGACAAAAGCAUGGGAUCUCCAAUGGAAGAGAGAGAGAGAUUACUUAAGCAAGUUAAAGAAGAUAAUCAGGAAAUAGCCAGCAUGGAGAGACAAUUAACAGAUAUAAAAGAAAAAAUAAAUCAGUUUAAUGAAGAAAUUAGAGAACUUGACAUGGAUUUAGAGGAACACCAACUGUUUGCUGAUGCAGGUGAAAUGAAUCAGAAAUACAAGGAGCUAAAAAAAAGGGAGGAAAAUAUGGACACUUUUAUUGAGACUUUUGAGGAAACUAAAAAUCAGGAAUUGGAACGGAAGGCACAGAUAGAAGCCAACAUUGUUGCACUUUUGGAGCACUGUAGUCGAAAUAUAAAUCGUCUGAAACAGAUAUCCUCUAUCACCAAUCAAGAGCUAAAGAUGAUGCAGGAUGACCUCAAUUUUAAAUCCACUGAAAUGCAGAAAUCACAAGGGACAACUAGGAAUUUGACUUCAGACAGUCAACGUCUACAGUUGGAUCUACAGAAAAUGGAGCUUCUGGAAAGUAAGAUGACUGAGGAACAACAUUCUUUAAAGAGCAAAAUUAAGCAAAUGAUAACUGAUCUGGAGACAUACAAUGAUUUGCCAGCUUUAAAAUCAUCAGGUGAAGAAAAGAAAAAGAAAUUACAUCAGGAGAGAACAGUAUUAUCAACCCGCAGAAAUGCCUUUAAAAAAGUAAUGGAGAAGCUAAACAUAGAAUAUGAGAUGCUGAAAACACAAUUGCAAGAAAAUGAGACACAUUCUCAGCUUACAAAUUUGGAGAGAAAGUGGCAACACCAUGAGCAAAAUAAUUUUGUGAUGAAAGAAUUCAUAGCAACCAAGAGUCAAGAGAGUGAUUACCAGCCAGUUAUGAAAAAUGUGGCCAAGCAGAUUGCAGAGUACAAUAAAACCAUCGUGGAUGCUCUACAUAGCACUAGCAGAAACUAAGUCUAAAUCAACCGAAAGUCUCUAUAGAAGUAUCUUAAUGCUGCUAGACUUUGUACAAGCUUACUAAAAUAUAGCUUAAUCUUACCUAAAAUUUCUGAAUGCUAUAA